AUGGUUCAAGCUGGAGAGAAGAGAUUGUUGCAGUUGCACGAGUUGGAGGAAUUUCGCUAUCAUGCUUAUGAAAACGCGAAAAUGUAUAAGGAGCGCACCAAAAGAAUUCAUGACAGGCCCAUCCAAUCUCGUGACUUUGAGCCGGGGCAGUUAGUAUUGCUGUAUAACUCCAGGAUGAAUAUUUUCGGUGGAAAGCUGAAGAGCAAAUGGUCCGGACCAUUCGAGGUAGUUCGCGUGACUGCACAUGGUGCUGUUGAGCUCAAAAGACCCCACUCAGAUGAGACAUCCUUGGUGAACGGACAGAGAGUGAAGCAUUACUACGGGGAGGCCACUGACCGCGCCAAGACCACCAUCGAUCUAGAAGAGGCAUGA
Molecule: messenger RNA, 372 nt
Organism: Lycium barbarum (goji berry)
Lineage: Eukaryota; Viridiplantae; Streptophyta; Magnoliopsida; Solanales; Solanaceae
Exons: 1
Coding region: 1-372 (123 amino acids)
Source: RefSeq, a predicted model, not a curated record